CUUCUAGCUGCUCCGCUUUAAAGAAUAUUCCUUAAGUUUAAAUUUGACGGUUACGCGAUCGGUAAGGAGGAGUAUUACAUAAUCAUUUGUGUCGGAGUCAUUCUUCCAAACUCAAAAUCCGGGGAAGAGUGAACGCAUACAUUCAAAUUUUCUCUCAUCACAAUCAGCAAUCAUGGUACGAUUUCCAGCAUUCGAAGUGGAAAGAUGGAUGGACACAUAUGAAACAAAGGCAAAAUAUGAUUUAGCAGAAACAUGUGCACUCUCGAUCAAAUUACGAGAAUUGAUUGAAUUAUCCUAUUUGGACGGAGAACCACCAUUAGAGCAAUCUGCUGUAUUUGAUGGCAAGUUGGGUUAUGGACAUAUAAAUGGAUCACCGAAGCUACGUCAAAGAAUAGCAGAAUGUUAUGCAACGUCAAGUGAGAUCACAAAGGAGAAUAUUCUCGUCACACAAGGUGCAAUUAGCGCCAACUUUUUGUCGAUCAUCGGUUUGAUACAGCAAGGCGAUCAUGCAGUGGUCGUUUCGCCUUCUUAUCAGCAAUUGCAAGAGCUACCCAAAACAUUUGGCGCUGAUGUGUCGUUUUGGAAGCUAAAAGCUGAGGAGAAUUGGGAACAUCGUACUGAAGAGCUAGAGAAGAUCGUAACAAAGAAGACCACUUUAGUCAUUAUUAAUAAUCCCAAUAAUCCAACCGGAUCUGCCAUUCCAACAGAAACACUGAAAGAGAUUCACGAUAUCGUCAAGAGAAAAGCUCACCCAGAUGCAAUGAUAUUAUGCGAUGAGGUCUAUAGUCCUUUAUGGCAUUCCAUUCCGCAAGAUGAGCAAGUGCCGGCAUCGAUGUUAGAUUUUGGGUUUGACAACGUUUUGGUGACGGGAAGUUUGUCAAAGGCGUACGCUCUUGCAGGAUUGCGGGUAGGAUGGAUUGCUACGAAGCGAAAAGAUCUGCUGCAAAGAUUUCUUGGCAUUCGUGAUUAUAAUAUCAUCUCUGUUUCUGGCGUAGAUGAUGAAUUGGCAGCACGAGCACUGGGACCUAAAGCAAAAGCAGCACUGCUAAAACGCAAUACGACACUUGCCCGAACAAAUCGUGCAAUUUUGGCCAAAUGGAUUGAUGAAACAAAAGGUGUACGAUGGAUACCUGCAAAAGGUGGAAAUACUGCUCUGGUUUAUUUGGGUGAUGGAAUCAAAGAUGAAGAUUUUUGCGCUUCUCUUUGUGAGACUAGAGGUGUGAACGUCGUUCCUGCUGGCUUAUGCUUUGGACAUCCGGGUUAUGUUAGAGUUGGCUAUGUGGGUGAUACGCAACAAUUGAAGGAUGGAUUAGUACAAAUUGCAGAACAUUUAAAAUCAUGGAAAUAAUAGAG
Meira miltonrushii is the source of this 1353-nucleotide messenger RNA. RefSeq names its product aminotransferase class I and II. Gene Ontology annotation, biological process: biosynthetic process. The coding region runs from base 173 to 1348 and encodes 391 amino acids. The record is from RefSeq and is a predicted model, not a curated record. Gene Ontology annotation, molecular function: catalytic activity; pyridoxal phosphate binding. NCBI's taxonomy places the organism in Eukaryota, Fungi, Basidiomycota, Exobasidiomycetes, Exobasidiales, Brachybasidiaceae. The transcript has a single exon.